Chenopodium quinoa (quinoa) is the source of this 1574-nucleotide messenger RNA. RefSeq lists its product as uncharacterized. Lineage: Eukaryota; Viridiplantae; Streptophyta; Magnoliopsida; Caryophyllales; Amaranthaceae. The coding region runs from base 784 to 1470 and encodes 228 amino acids. The transcript has 2 exons. The record is from RefSeq and is a predicted model, not a curated record.
AAUUUCAAUUCAAUUAAAAAAAAAAAUUAAUCAAUAAAGUAAAUGAUUUUACUUAAGUUGAAUUCAAGCCUGAAGUUUGUGAAUUUCAUCUCUUUUCCCCUCUUUCUCUCUCCUCUCUACCCUUUCCAGUUUGGGUUGUAGAUAAAUGAGACUCAUUUCAUCCAAACUUUUGGUCGAUUUCUCCAAUUGAAGCAACUUCUAAGCAAGAUGGAUUCUGGGGAAAAAACUGCAUUCUUCGGUUCUUCUUGAUUAUCUGUUUCAGGGCAUCCUUUCAAGGCUGCCAGUGAGAGACUUAUUGCGUAUGCGAUGUGUCAGUAAAUCAUGGUGUGCCCUCAUUGACGAUUCUAGCUUCAUUUCGUUGCACCACCGUGCUCAAUAUGCCAUGUGCAAAGAAAAUGGAGAUGUGCCUCUCCUUCUUAUGAUGCGCGCACCUAUAAGUGUAAACCCAACUUUACCUCCAAGUUAACCAAUGGUAUCUUCUCUCUAAACAACAAGGGGGUGACAUUGUUUUUAAUUUGAAUUAUGAUUUAGAACGUGAUAAAAAUUUUGUUUUCACAAUUGAUCCCUCCUAUAGAAAAGAUUAUGUUAUUUGUAGAGGCAGUGCAAAUGGCGUCAUCUGUCUUGAACUUUGGUGCAUCGGUCAAGAAUGGUUGAGGGUUAGUAUUAGUUGUUGCUUAUGGAAUCCGGCCACAAGAGACUUUAAGAUGAUUGCAUAUUAUGAUGCACCAGAUCUUGAUCUUCAACAUGGACGCAAUUUUAUGGUAGUUGGUUUUUUUUCAUUCAAUGUCUAAUGAUUUGAAGAUUAUGACUAAAACUUGUGUUGUGUCUUAUGACAAAAGAUUAGCAUACGAUAUUUACUCUUUUAACACCAACUCUUGGAAAAGACUUGAGCCUCCAUUGUUAUUGGGUUGUCUUGGCGUUAUUCAACAUCCUGUUAUGGAUUCAUGCAUAAAUGGUGUUUAUUAUUGGAUUGCCCGUGUCAUAGGAAGUCAUUUGCACCCUCAGCUAGCUCAGCGUCACUUGUAUUGGGUCCUAUCAUUUAAUAUGAGCAUCGAGCUUUUUAAAUUUUCUGAUCUUCCUCAAGUGGAUUGGGAUUUUCUAUCUGCCCCUAGUGACACAAAUUAUGAUAUUGGGUUGUACAAGGAAUGUCUCGCAAUAUUUGUCACCCGCAGAUUUCGUCCUGAGUUAGUGGGUAGUUUUUACAUUUGGGUAGCCACUGAAUUUGAUGAUGACUUUGGAGUCCCAUUGGCAUGGCAACGUUUGUUCUCUUCCAGACUAUUUCCUACACUUUAUGAUAUAAAUGUUAUUACUGCACGAAUGAAUGGUGAUCUGCUGCUCCUCAUCGAUGGUGAUCUGUGCCUAUAUAAUCCCGCAACAGACAAUAUCUCGAGUUUUAGUAUAAGCAUCGAAUGUUGUCACAGGUAUGUAGUAAGUUUGGUCCCUUUAUUGAGAAGGUUUGUCCGGAGUUGAGCUCAUUUAUCUUUGUAUGUUGGUGGACCCUUAGAACAAUUUGUGGUUUGGAUUGUAUUACUCAAUAAAAUUAUGGCUUCUUUUUAUAAUAAUUAGUAGUAAUA